CAUUUUUGUGACUUUCUCCUUCUAGUGCUAUUUUUGAGACAUAAACUUCAAAAGAUGCUAUUAUUGACAAUUGCCCUUUAUCUAUCCUGAAAUCCUAAUAAAACUUUUGAAACAAUAUUUAUAAAAUUUUUGAUCUAUGGGGCAAACGAAGACACACUUAACAAUAACAACACAAAACACACAAGAGUUGGAAUGUAUGCAGAUACAUACAUCACCGACGUCGCUGAAACAUAAACAACAAUACUAUUGGGGUAUAACUUGAGCUAAAUGAUAACACUAUUUAUCUUUAAAUUAUUACCAUAUGGCAAAUUAACAAUUGCUUGUUCAUGAAUUACGCCAUAACAGAUUCCCAGAAGACUAAAAUCAGAUAGGUCUGUCUUAAUUUUCUUAAUCAUAGCUGAGAAAAAAAAGGAAGGAAGUAUAUACAUGGGUAUUAGUAUUACUGUGAGGUUGAAAAAAUGGUUUUGAGCCGUCUGAUAAAGAUGGAUUGGGCGUGUGGACUUAUACAGCUCAUAGUUUUUUUGGGCUUUGGCCUUACUACAACAGUUCUCUUUACUCACUACAAUUAAACGGUAGAUCAAAUGUAGGGAUUAUGAUUAAAUAUGUUACAAUAAUUUAGAUAUUUUAAUUUAUUUAUUGUUCUGAUAGUUUUUUUAUUUGUUACUUCGAAUAUUUUUUUUUAGUUGGUCUCUAUAUAGUUUAAUUAAUUUUAAUUAGAUUUUUAAAUAAUUUAUAUAUUUCAAGUAUUUUUGGUUAGUUUGUAAAAGAUUUUUGAACGAUUUUAAGUAUUGUUAUAAUCCGAUAUAAAUUAAACCCGGAAAAAAUCAAACUAAAUAUUAUGAUGUUAUCCGAAAACUAGUAAAACUUGAAUGAGAUUUAUGAAGAUAGUAUUGAAAAACCAAAAAAUUCAAGUCAACAGAAGCGAAACUAAAGGCACAUCGAACGCCUAGGGGCGUAAAUCUCACAACUCAUAUAUUUUGACAACAUGAUGACUUCCAUGUACUUGGAUAAGACUUUUUAAUACUUAGUGUACUUGGAUAAGACUUCCCAAAAAAUAGAAAUACAUAAUCAAUUCAAGGUCAGAACUGUGAUUAAGCCAUCCAAGCAUAGAGAAGACUUACUUGGUUCCACGUUCUUGAAGCAAGAAAACUUCACAUAUCAGCAGAAACGAAAAUGAUUUGUGCAUGACAAUUGCUGUUCUUUCGCUAUCAGCCGUCUUUACAUUCUUCUUCCGGCCAAAAGCUUCACCUCCUCCUCUAAUAUAUCUCCCUUCUUCCUCUCAAACACACAUCUUUGUAUUUGUUUCAAGAACUUACUCCAACCAUCGAAAUGACCUGUCAUUUCGUAUACUCUCUCUUACUAUUACUCCUCGCUGCCAGCUUCGCCCUUCCUAUCUCCGGCGACGGUGACGCUGAUGCUCUUUUGAAGUUCAAGUCAUCUCUCGUGAACGCCACUGUCCUCGAAGCCGAAGGAUGGGACUCUGGUGUCCCUCCUUGCACCGGGGAUAGAGGAAGCCACUCGACAUGGAAAGGAGUGAUGUGCGACAACGGCGUCGUUUACGCUCUCCGCUUAGAGAACAUGAGCCUCACGGGGACGCUUGACUUGCAACCUCUCGUUUCAAUGCCCAGUCUCGAGAGCGUGAGCUUCAUGUAUAACAGCUUCGAAGGGCCGAUGCCACGUGGAGUCGACGGGAUUGUAACUCUUGUGUAUCUUUACUUGGCGCAUAACAAGUUUUCGGGUGAGAUCGACGGUGAUUUGUUUGACGGCAUGAAUGAUCUUGUGAAGGUUCAUCUCGAAGGAAACAUGUUUUCCGGUGAGGUUCCGGAGUCGUUGGGGAGACUGCCGAAGCUGACGGAGCUGAAUCUUGAGGAUAAUAUGUUCACCGGGACAAUACCGCCGUUUAAACAUAAGAGUAUCGUUAGUGUUAACGUUACUAACAAUCAGUUAGAGGGUCGUAUUCCGGUUGCUCUCAGCCUCAUGAACACCACUUUCUUCCAAGGCAACAAGGGGCUGUGUGGACCGCCUUUGCUUCCCUGCAAAAACACUCCCCCCUUGCUUCCGGUGUUUCUCCUUGCCAUCACCAUCCUCGCCGUCGUAGUACUCGUUGUCUUCUUCUGCUCCAUUUUCAUCUUCGGCCGCCGUAAAAAUAAAGCAAGCGAAGUACAUGAACACGGCUACAGCAGCAGCCUCGGUACACUCUCCAUACCAUCGGAGCAACAAUUCAGCGAGAAGAGCUCGAUGGACUCUAAAGUCUACAGGAAACUAGCCAACGAAGUUUCGCAACGAGACUCAGUAGCAACAUCAUCAAUAUUAGAGCUGCCUCGAGAGGAAGCCGACAAGCGAGUAGAUCAAAAGAAGCUCCAUUUCGUCCGGAAUGAUCGUGAGAAAUUCACGCUCCAGGAAAUGCUCUGUGCAUCUGCGGAGGUUCUCGGAAGCGGGGGGUUUGGGUCAUCCUACAAGGCGGCUUUACCUAGCGGACGUGCGGUGGUUAUAAAGCGGUUUAGGUUUAUGAGUAAUAUUGGAAGGGAAGAGUUGUAUGAUUAUAUGAAGAGGAUCGGACGGUUAUCUCACCCUAAUCUCCUUCCGUUGAUUGCCUUCCACUACAGAAAAGAUGAGAAGCUUUUCGUCACUGAUUAUAUUCCCCUUGGGAGCCUCGCCAAUCUCCUCCAUGCAAACCGGACACCCGGCCCGGUGGUUUUGGAUUGGCCGAUCCGGUUAAAGAUUGCAAGAGGAGUCACUAGAGCUUUGGACUAUCUCUACAAAAUAUUCCCUGAUCUGAAUCUCCCUCACGGCCAUCUCAAAUCAUCCAACGUUUUGCUCGACCACGACUUCGAGCCGCUACUAACGGACUACGCUCUCGUCCCUGUGGUUAACAAAGAUCAGUCUCACUUCAUGGUGGCUUACAAGUCACCAGAGUUCACUCUGGAAAACCGGACAUCAAGAAAGUCCGAUGUGUGGAGCUUGGGAAUCUUGAUCCUCGAGUUACUCACUGGGAAGUUUCCGGCGAACUAUCUCCGGCAUGGGAAGGGAUCUGACGACGAGCUAGCUGCUUGGGUUGAGUCAGUAGCGAGAACCGAGUGGACACAUGAUGUGUUUGAUAAGGAGAUGCAAGCAGGGAGAGAACAGGAAGGGCAGAUGCUGAAGCUGCUCAAGAUUGGGUUGAGGUGCUGUGACUGGGACGUAGAGAGGAGAAUGGAGCUUCACGAGGCUGCUGAUCGGAUAGAGGAAGUUGAUCACGGAGACGUUGGUGAAAGUUUUCAAGAGAGUUUUCGAUCUUCAUACGUGACUGCUGAUUAUGAGUAUCGUUUUUCAAGAACCACGACUGGGGAGUUCUCGCUCGUGUCCCUCUAAAUCUCUCAUUGAUGUUUGUUGAUUAAGUUUCUUGUCUCUGUUUGUAGGUAAAGACGUACCACUUUUAUUGGCAUUCGAUUAUGGCCAUCCAAGACUUACUUGGUUGCCUCCACGUUGAUGGAGAUCGUUGACUUUCAUGUAAUCUUCAAAAGAAUUACUCUUACAAAAAAAUGUCAAAUACUGAAUAAGACUCAUUUAAAAAUCUUAUAAAACGAAACAUUGAAACACGUAAUCAAGAUUGUAAUUAAGCCAUAUCCAAACUUAGACUUACUUGGCUCCACGUUCUUGAAGCUUUUUCCAACAGAAAACUCACACAUUAGCAAGCGAGAACGAUUUGUUGCGGUGACAUUUGCUGUCAUCUCGCCAUCAGCC
Molecule: messenger RNA, 3723 nt
Organism: Brassica napus (rape)
Lineage: Eukaryota; Viridiplantae; Streptophyta; Magnoliopsida; Brassicales; Brassicaceae
Product: probable LRR receptor-like serine/threonine-protein kinase At4g31250
Exons: 3
Coding region: 1330-3351 (673 amino acids)
Biological process (GO): protein phosphorylation
Molecular function (GO): ATP binding; protein binding; protein kinase activity
Source: RefSeq, a predicted model, not a curated record